AUGUUGCAACAGCAACUCCUGGCUGCCUCAAAGCUCGACGCAGCGCAGGCCAGCAUUCAGUCAGGGGAGGAUGGUGUUCGAGAAGGGGUCGCCAUGCUGCUGACCGCUAUAUCGGAGUACGAAUGCAACCAGGACUCUGGCGGUGUUAACGGUUCCCAGGUGCUGGGAGCAGCGAUGCGCCGGCUAACGGAGGAUCCAUACUUGACUCUCGGCGUAGACCCCGCCGCGGAUGAGGGGACAAUCAAAAAGGCGUAUAGGAAGCUGGCGCUCAGAUAUCAUCCUGACAAGAACAAGGCUACGUCGACCCUUUUCCAGGCUGUGCAAGGAGCUCACGAUAUCUUAAUCGAGCCAAACAAGCGCGCGGAGUACGAUGUGAAGCGGAAACGGCAGCAGGAGGCCCUGAACAGGUUGCGGAAGCAUCCGAAGGGGUCCGCAGCAGGGACGCCCGCCAACAACGCGGGGGCGGCGUCUCCAGGAGGAGCACGGCAACCAACGGCAGCAGGGGCUUCACCAUCGGGGGGUGAAAGCGCGACAAGGGGGUCUUCACCUUAUGCUGCCGGCGGUAGAGCGGCCGCCGGCUCGACGGCGGGAGCGGGGGGCGGCAGCAGCAAGAAGUCAAGCGCAGCGAGCGGGACUUCCGCCCGCGGAGAACCAGCCGCGGCCAGCGGAGACGAGAAGGUGAGGCAAUUUAACAAGCGUUUCUACGAGGAGUUCCGGCGAGAAGCCCAAAAGCAAGACAAAUCCAAGGCCAGUAGCAAGCGGACAUCAGCAGCGGCCGCUGGGACUUCGAAGCACCAGCCCCCAUCACGACCGAAGAUGCGGAGCACCAACCGGACAGAGUCUACCGUUACACUUGAGUGGCACUGCGCGGGGCUACCUUCGACGACGGCGUUCGAGCUGCAGUGGCGGCAGCGUGGCCGUACGGCUUCGGAGUGGGUCACCUCCCCCACCCUGGUAGUCGGCAAGUCUUGCCGCAAGAAAAACCUGGCUCCUUGCACGUGCUACGAGUUCCGGGUCAGGGCGGCCAGCGCCUGGGGGUGGAGCGGAUAUUGCGACCCCGUGAUGGUCGUCACGCUUCCGUCGACGGGCGGUGGCGGUGCAGACGCCGGGAGCGGCGGGGCGGGAGGGGAGAGCGCAUCGACGUCGCCCCCUCGACAGAAGGUGUCGGGAUUCCAGAGCGAUGGCAUCGGUGGGUCUGCCGCGGAGAAGGCGAAGGCCCAGGUUGAGGAAGCACGGCAUCGCAGAUCCCAGACUCAAGCUGGGCACGCGAAGCCAUCCGUGCAGUUCCGCAGUAGCUCCAUCGCUGGCACGGAAGACGGGGGAGGUAGCGGCGGCGGUGGAGCGGCACCACCUGGAAUGGAGAAAACGAACAGCUGGUACUGGAGGAGGAUGAGCAGAGCGGCAGCCCAGGAAGGGAAGGAAGCGGCUACGAGCAGUGCCGAAGGGGGCGGGAAAGAGAAGGCCCAGCGGCGACGCACGAUGCACGCGCAGGGGACCCCCUCGGAAGGGGCCUGGGUGUGCGUGGUGUGCAAGCGUCCGAACGAGCCCACGUCAAACUCGUGCUGGGUGUGCUACACGACUAGGUCCUACCAACCGGUUAACCUCGAUCGCAUCAGAACGGAGAACGAAACGCCCGGAAGACGAGAGGGCAGUGUCGGGGGCGGCGGCAAUCCCCUUGGCUCGGGAAGGAGGGCGAGCAUCGGGUCUCGCCCCCGAUCACCUUCUACCACGCCAACGGAAGGCAAUACCGGCAAGCAGUCUCCCACCGCGGGAAAGGGCGGGAGCAACACUACCAACAACGGCGCAGCAGCGACGGACGACUCAGGUGUCCGGGUUUCCGAAAAGGUUCCGUCGAUCCGCGUGUACAGCGUACCCACCCAACCCGAGCCAGCCGGUGACGGAAUUCGUGUCAGCGCUUCUGACGCAAACCCUUCUUCUGGCGCCGCCGGCAACGCCGCCGCCGGAGAAGAAGGCACCAAAGACCCUGCGGACGUUUGGGAGUUCACGGAGGGGGAUCUCGACAAUGUCGGGGGCGGUGCAACUACGUAUGGCUCGGACGAUGAAUGGUCCUAUGCUUCGGGCACCGGUGGCCUGGACACAAAAUCCGAUCCUGGCGACGCCGACAGGUACCGCAGGAGAAGGUCUUCCACCGGGGGUGCUGCUGCGCAAAGGCGGAGGAGCAGUCAGGCGGGCGCCACCACGAACGUGGGAGGUGGUGAUGGAGAUAACGAUGACGAUGCAACACCCAAGCGUUACCUCAACGGGCGAAUCACCAAGCUCCACAACGUUAGGGCGGAGCCAAUCAGAGAGGCGAAGGUGGUCGGGUAUCUCAUCGCAACCAAGGAGGUGGAAGUUCUGGCCGAGGUUGGCGACUGGUAUAAGGUGCGAUGGCACAAAAGAGCAAAGGAAAAAGCCCGCCAGGACCCACCAUCAUCCUCUUCCUCCCCCUCGUCAUCACAAAGCAAAGACACAGCGGCAUCCGAAUCUACUCCGGCGGAGGGGAAUGGUGGCGGUAGUGAAGGCGAGAAGAGAAACGAGGAGGGAGAGGCGGAGAAGCCGGACGACGCCUCGGAGGAGCGAAAAGAAAAGGGGACCGGGUGGUGCGUGACAAGAGACAAGAAGCACCAGUACAUCGUCACCGUCGGGGCCGAAGAGACCGACCCGGACGCCACCAGACGCCCGUCGUCGGCUAAGAGUAACAGGAAAAAAUCUGCCGCUGGUCGGAGGCGUUCUUCCGUAACCGGCGGCCGCGCAUCUCGAGGGGGGCUCGAUGACAGCGGUGGCGGGGGAGGGGAAGGGGGAGGAGGGGUUUUCGGGGAGGCCGCGGAUGAGGGAGAAUGCUGGCACGAGCUCAAGGACGAAGAUGGAUCAGUAUACUACUUCAAUGCGACGUCGGGGAUGAGCCAAUGGGAGCCGCCCAUGUGGCUGGACGAGAUCGACCCCACCACCGGGGCUGUCUACUACGUCAAUACCUUCACAGGGGAUCCCCAGUGGGAGCGCCCGGAGGAGUUCAUCCCGAUCGUGAGGGAAAACCCGUAUGCGACGACGCCUGAGCAGGACUUCAUCAAAUCCGUGCUGUCACCAAAGAGGUCCAAGGGACCAAAGUCCUUCCACGAAGCCAUGCACAAGGCCGCACAAACCGGGUCUGCCCAACACCUCAAUACCGUAACGGAGGGAGUGGCGGGUGGCGGCCGCGAGACAGCCGAAAAUGCCUCCGCGGCAUAG
Messenger RNA from Ectocarpus siliculosus, 3225 nucleotides. NCBI's taxonomy places the organism in Eukaryota, Phaeophyceae, Ectocarpales, Ectocarpaceae. The record is from the annotation of a GenBank genome assembly.